AUGCCUUUUCCAUCUAGGCGCAAAGUUCUUCUUGUUUCCUCACUCUUGUUUGCAUGCCUAUCCGCGCUCCCAACGGUGGUUUAUCGGGAAGCUUCUACCCCUCCUGAAGAAGUCUGGGCACGCGAUUGUUUUGUUUGCCGAGGCGAAAGGUUUGGGGCCAAGGACAAUUGCAUGACUUACGACGAGCAUGUUACUUGGCCCGAAGAUCUAAUUUCCGCAAAUAAAGACCCGUGGAUAUCGACAUCUACUGGCAAAGAUUUCGCAAUCUUUUGGGCCAAUUUUAAAUUCCUCAAAAUUGAAAGUUAUGUUUAUCAAAUUUCUUUGGCCGGUAUCGAAAAUAAGGCACUCGAUAUCGACGAAGCAUAUAAAAAGGAUGGCAAACAGCACCCUCGUUCGAACGAAGGUGAAAUCGCAAUAAAAGACGCGAUUCCUUGGUCAAACGUUCAAGGCUGGUAUAUUAUAAGGCCAGGC
Messenger RNA from Pyricularia oryzae 70-15, 471 nucleotides. RefSeq lists its product as uncharacterized. The record is from RefSeq and is a predicted model, not a curated record. The transcript has a single exon. Gene Ontology annotation, molecular function: toxin activity. The annotation marks the transcript as partial. Lineage: Eukaryota; Fungi; Ascomycota; Sordariomycetes; Magnaporthales; Pyriculariaceae.